AUGGAGGCAAAGUCGGAGACCAUUUUCCGGUCAAGGCUGCCGGACAUUUAUAUACCCAAGCAUCUCUCUUUGCAUUCGUAUUGCUUUGAAAACAUUUCCGCUUUCAGUGACCGGCCGUGUUUGAUUGACGGCGCCACCGGUGAUGUGUACACCUAUGCUGACGUGGAGCUUACCUCACGAAAAGUCGGUUCUGCCCUUCACAAACACGGGAUCAACAAGGGUGACGUCAUCAUGAUUUUGCUCCCGAACUCGCCGGAAUUUGUCUACUCGUUCCUCGGCGCUUCCUUCAUCGGCGCCGUCUCCACCAUGGCCAAUCCGUUCUUCACCUCCGCCGAGAUCAUCAAGCAAGCCAAAGCCUCCGCCGCUAAAAUUAUCAUUACUCAAUCGGAACAUGCGGCGAAGGUGAAGGACUUUGCAUCGGAGAAUUCUAUUAAGCUCGUCUGUAUCGAUUCGGCUCCGGAGGAGUGUUUGCACUUCUCGGAGUUGAUUUCCGGCGAUGAGGAGGAGCUUCCUGAGGUUGAGAUCUCGUCGGAUGAUGUGGUAGCCCUGCCGUACUCCUCCGGGACCACCGGACUACCAAAAGGAGUCAUGUUGACUCACAAAGGGCUCGUAACGAGCGUAGCGCAGCAAGUCGACGGCGAAAAUCCGAAUCUAUGGAUUCACAGCGAGGAUGUGCUGAUGUGCGUGUUGCCAUUGUUUCACAUCUACUCGUUGAAUUCGAUCUUGUUGUGCGGAUUACGCGCAGGUGCGGCAAUCCUGAUCAUGCAGAAAUUCCAUAUAGUUCCAUUUCUGGAGCUGAUUCAGAAGUACAAAGUGACGAUCGGACCAGUUGUACCGCCUAUAGUUCUAACCAUUGCGAAAAACGAAGAAGUGGUGGAUAAGUACGAUCUGACCUCGAUACGGACGGUGAUGUCCGGCGCGGCGCCGUUAGGGAAAGAGCUUGAAAACACCGUUAGGAUGAAGUUCCCCAAUGCGAAACUCGGACAGGGUUACGGGAUGACGGAGGCAGGGCCAGUGCUGGCGAUGUGUUUGGCUUUUGCGAAAGAACCGUUCGAGAUCAAAUCAGGAGCUUGUGGCACCGUCGUCCGUAAUGCGGAGAUGAAGAUCGUGGAUCCAGAUACCGGAGUUUCUCUUCCUCGGAAUCAACGCGGCGAGAUCUGCAUUCGCGGUGAUCAGAUCAUGAAAGGUUACCUUAACGAUCCAGAAGCGACCAAGAGUACUAUUGUAGAUGGUUGGUUGCACACCGGAGACAUCGGGUACAUUGAUGAUGAUGACGAACUUUUCAUAGUUGAUCGACUGAAGGAACUAAUCAAGUACAAAGGGUUUCAAGUUGCUCCUGCUGAGCUCGAAGCAUUGCUACUCACACAUCCCGACAUCUCAGAUGCGGCCGUUGUACCAAUGAAACAUGAGGAUGCGGGUGAGGUUCCCGUUGCUUUUGUGGUAAAAUCGAACGGUACCACCGUCACGGAAGUUGAAGUCAAGCAAUUUAUUUCCAAACAGGUUGUAUUUUAUAAGAAAUUAUACCGUGUGUUCUUCAUUGAUAAGGUCCCGAAAUCUCCAUCGGGGAAGAUUCUUCGUAAGGAUCUAAGAGCGAAGCUAGCGGCUGGUGUUCCGAAUUGAUUACUUCAUCUGUUUAUAUUUACAUUUAUUUACAGGCGUUUUUUCUUCAAAGUUAAAAUGACUGAAUAUGACGCGAAUUACAACUUUUAAUUCGUAAAAGCACAAAAUAUUGAAGCUUCUUGUGUUGUAUUUAGCCAAUUUAAACGUUUGUAAGAAUAUCUGUCUGAAUUAAAAGUAAUAUGUGGUUUACGUACUUACGUAUUGUUUGAAUAUAAUCAUUUUAAGUUUGAUGAGCUA
This is a messenger RNA of Cynara cardunculus var. scolymus (artichoke), 1857 nucleotides long. Its product is annotated as 4-coumarate--CoA ligase 2-like. Lineage: Eukaryota; Viridiplantae; Streptophyta; Magnoliopsida; Asterales; Asteraceae. The transcript is spliced from 5 exons. Bases 1 to 1620 code for a protein of 539 amino acids. The record is from RefSeq and is a predicted model, not a curated record. Gene Ontology annotation, molecular function: CoA-ligase activity.